AUGACGCUCAUAUGGCCAAAUCAGUGCACAUCGCUUGUCUUGGCAAUAUUUUCAUUCCUUCUUUAUAAAUCUUCGGAUUACAAGUCCAAGGUACCAGAUAAGGAUCCAACGGAAUACGAUUUCAUUAUUGUAGGAGCUGGAUCCGCAGGAUGCGUAAUUGCAAAUAGACUGUCAAAGAUCAGCGAAUGGAAUGUACUUUUAUUGGAAGCUGGGAGAGAGGAGCCAGAAGCUGCCCAAAUACCAGGAUUUGUUCGUUCACUUGAAGAAAGUGACAUCGCUUGGCACUAUCGAACCCAGCCAGAGAAAAAUGCAUGUUUAAGGGAGAAAGGAUGUGCCUGGGCACGCGGCAAAGUAUUGGGUGGUACAAGUGCAAUUAACUAUAUGCUGUACGUUAGAGGAAAUCCAGAAGAUUUUAAUGCUUGGGAACGAACGGGAAAUUAUGGUUGGAGUUACAAAGAUGUAUUACCUUACUUCAAAAAAUCUGAAGACAACAACGAUAAGGAUAUUGUGAAAGAAAAUCCGACAUAUCAUCAAACUGGAGGAUAUCUAUCUGUAGAACGAUUCCCUGAUAUAACACCAGAUGCAAGAAUCAUUUUACGAGGACUUGAUGAAAUUGGACUUAAAUAUAUGGACGUCAAUGCGGAAUCACAGCUAGGUUCAAUGGAUUUGCAGACAACAUCAAAAAACGGAUCUCGCCAAAGUACAAACAAAGCUUUUCUUCGGCCAAUCAGAGAUAAACGAACUAAUUUAUUUAUAAAAACUAGAACUGUUGUUACAAAGGUUUUGAUUGAUGUGUUUUCAAAGAAAGCACUUGGCGUUGUGUAUACCAAUACUCUCACAGGUAAAAGGUAUACGGUGAUGGCUAAGAAAGAAGUGAUCGUGUCUGCAGGUUCUAUAAAUUCACCAAAGUUACUAAUGCUGUCUGGAAUAGGCCCAAUUAACGAGCUUCAGAAACAUGGUAUCGAUGUAAUUCAACAUUUAUCUGUCGGGCAAAAUCUUCAAGAUCAUGUAACUUUCUCGGGAAUACAUAUUGAAAUAGUGGGCAGAAAGAUGCCUAGUUGCUCACAAAGACUAAGGGAUUUGAAAUAUUAUCAAGCAACACAUAGGGGUCCAUUUUCUAAUUUAGGUGUCACUACUAUUUCUGGAUUUUUUAGAACGGAGUAUGAAAAAAUUAAGAGUGCCCCAGACAUACAAUUUGUUUUUGGAUCUGAUACUGAUAGUAUUAUUUACUACAAUCAACUUUAUAUCCACCCAGUUCUACUAACACCAAAAAGUGUAGGAUCUAUUACGCUUAAUGUUACGGAUCCCAUCUGGGGCGCGCCUGUAAUUCGAGCAAGAUAUUUUACACAUGAUUUAGACAUGAAACGCAUGAUUCAAGGUGUCCGAAAAGCCCUUCAAUUAUUUAAUACUAAAACAUUCAAAGAAAGUAAAUUUAAACUUAAUGAAACUCCUAUACCUCCUUGUGCUAUAUAUAAAUAUAACAGUGACUCAUAUUGGACCUGUGUGAUAAAAAAUUAUUCUCGCACAUUAUAUCAUCCUGUUGGUACAUGCAAAAUGGGUCCCCAGAAAGAUCCUGAAGCAGUUGUUGAUCCGCAAUUGCGUAUUCAUGGUAUUGAAAAUUUACGUGUAAUUGAUGCGUCCAUCAUGCCGAAUGUCGUUAGAGCAAACACUAAUGCUGCAGUUAUCAUGAUUGCUGAAAAAGGUAGUAAUAUGAUAAAAGAAACAUGGUUAAGCUAA
Molecule: messenger RNA, 1737 nt
Organism: Belonocnema kinseyi
Lineage: Eukaryota; Metazoa; Arthropoda; Insecta; Hymenoptera; Cynipidae
Product: glucose dehydrogenase [FAD, quinone]-like
Exons: 5
Coding region: 1-1737 (578 amino acids)
Molecular function (GO): oxidoreductase activity, acting on CH-OH group of donors; flavin adenine dinucleotide binding
Source: RefSeq, a predicted model, not a curated record